Molecule: messenger RNA, 1269 nt
Organism: Talaromyces marneffei
Lineage: Eukaryota; Fungi; Ascomycota; Eurotiomycetes; Eurotiales; Trichocomaceae
Exons: 3
Coding region: 1-1269 (422 amino acids)
Biological process (GO): translational termination
Molecular function (GO): translation release factor activity
Source: RefSeq, a predicted model, not a curated record
AUGUUUCUCAAAAACAUCUCGAUAUGCACAAGACGUUUGAGGAAUACAAGAGUGCUCCUAGGAGAGCAAUCUCGCUUACUACUGCAAAAGAGAUUCCAAUCGUCCGUCACAUCUGAACUAUCGGCUGCACUCCUUAGCCGAGCUCGAUCAAUCGCAAAAGAACAUGAGAAACUUCGCGAUGUCCUCGGAGAAAACUUCGACACCAAAGUCGCCAAACGAUUGGGUGAACUUGCACCCGUCGCUCAAGCCGUAAAGGAUUGGGACAAAACACAUGAAACCAUUACAGAACUAAACUCCCUAAUUAGCGACCCUGAAACUGACUCCGAACUGAGAUCCCUCGCUCUCGAAGACCUGGAUCAAACCCAAACACAACUCCCAAUCGUAUCCGACAAGCUCAAAUCUGCGCUGAUCCCGCGACAUCCCUUCGCAGCGUUACCAUGUCUUUUGGAAAUUCGACCUGGCGCAGGUGGCGAUGAAGCUGGACUUUUUGCCUAUGAAUUGCUGAGGAUGUAUCAGAAUUUCUGUUCACGGAAAGGAUUGCGCACGUCGAUCGUGAAGCAGGAUAUGGAAGAAGCGAUAUCAAACGACCGUCUAAGCGAGGCUGUCGUCGAAAUCGAGACACCCGGUAGUUACGAUAUCCUUCGGACGGAAAUUGGUGUCCACAGAGUCCAAAGAGUGCCCGCCACAGAGGCCAAAGGCCGCACACAUACCAGCGCAGUCAGCGUGAUGAUUUUACCUAAUUUCCCAGAAUCCGGCGCAAACGAAGAAAACCUAAACUUCGAAGAUCCGAAUAGCGAUUACUACGUGAAUCCGCAGGAAGUCAAGUCGGAGAAGAUGCGCGCCAGCGGCGCUGGCGGUCAACACGUCAAUAAGACCGAGUCCGCAAUCCGACUCACACAUAUCCCCACAGGUCUUACCGUGUCUAUGCAAGACUCUCGAUCUCAACACGCCAACCGCAAAAAGGCAUGGCAAUUACUUCGUGCGAAACUCGCCGAACGAAGACGCGAAGCUCGCGAGGAAGAAAUGGUCAAAUUGCGUCGAGGCGCCAUGGGCGGCGUCGCGAAAAUGGGUCGAGGAGAUAAAGUGCGCACGUAUAAUUUCAGUCAGAGUCGAUGUACAGAUCAUCGCAGUGGGAUUACAGUGCAUGAUUUGGAUAGUGUGUUAGAUGGGGGGCAUGGGUUAGAGACUGUUAUGGAUAGUGUGCGGACAUGGCUUGUUGAUCGGGAUGUGCAGAUGAUGAUGCUGGAGGAGGAGAAUGCUUCUUCUUAG